Brassicogethes aeneus is the source of this 1731-nucleotide messenger RNA. The record is from the annotation of a GenBank genome assembly. Lineage: Eukaryota; Metazoa; Arthropoda; Insecta; Coleoptera; Nitidulidae.
AUGGGGGUGUUUAUAGGGAUCGAAUUCAAUGACCACAGCAUGGCCAUUGUUCAUAAAAGCUGGCUAACGCCUCGAAAAAAACACACUUAUUGGCCCCCUUACAAGAAACAGAAGCAAUUUUUGCAAGCUCUAAGGAAAGGUGAAGAACCGGGAGAAAAGUGGGACUUGCAUGAAGUCGUCAGACGUUUUUUUCAUGAAGAUGACUAUUCUAAGGCCUGCCAAAAGUUAAAGCUGGCUGAAGAACAGUCUAAUAUCCAGUCUGAUGAUGGCACAACAAAUAAUAAACGAAAACGGUAUCCACCAAAAAGACUUUCUUCUAGUGACGAAGAGGAUAUCCUCUCAUAUGAGAGAGGUGAACUUGGGCCUAGUGUUAGUCGGCGUAUUAGUGUUGAAGAAAAUCCUGAGCCAAAUACGUCAACCAGUGUCAUUUCUGUUGAUCGGGCAGGUUCCAUAGGAAAUAAAGUUAUUCAAGAUUCUAUUUUAAAAAUUUUAGGCCAAAUAAAAGAGCAAAAUAAUGAAAUUUUGUCGUUGGUACGGGAAAAUAGAUCCAAUUCAAAUACUUUACCACCUGGAGCGUUGCCGGCUAAUUUCUCAGUAAAGCUCCCAAUUAAUUGCCAAGAAGAUUUAGAGCAGUUGGAGAACUUUUUAACAACUGAUAGUGAGCUGCAUGCUUUAACGUUAUAUUUAUCUGGUUUCGGAGGUCGCGACUUGGCCAACACAACAAAUAGAAUAUUGAAGCAUAUUUUCAGAAAUUAUUUAGCAACAUUUUAUUCCUUUUUUGGCAAAAGAGCAAAUAAACAACCAUUUAGAGCUUUAAGGCUAAAAAUUGCUGUAAUUGACGCUGUAAAAACGAAAUUGACAGAAACCACCCAAAAAGACGUUGGGGAUUGCAUGAAACUUUGGCUCAAGCAUUCACCACAGCGACUCAAAAAUGAAAAGAAGAGUACUUUGUUAGAUACUGACUCUGCUAUUUCUGAUGAUGAACCAAACUAUGCUAUUAUAAAUACACUUAAAAAGGAUAGCUCAGUUGACGAGAUUAUUGAUAUAAGUAGUAAUUCUGUUGAUUUAAAAAAUAAUUCAAAAAAUGUACCUUUAACCAUGAAGUUAAAACAGUGGGUAGUGAACAGAAAUAUUCCCUAUGGAGCAGCUACUGAAUUGUUACAUAUAUUGUCAAAAUAUCAUUCAGAGUUACCACUGGAUUGCAGAACUUUACUUAAAACAUCCACCCCACUGCAUAUAAAAUAUUUUGAAAACGGUGGUGAAUUUUGUUAUCUUGGCAUAUUACAUAACUUAAAGCGAAUUGUGUCCCAAAAUAAAGGUUCUACUGUGGAAAACAAACUCAAAAUAAGCUUUAACGUUGACGGUCUUCCCUUAUUUAAAAGUAGCACUAUUCAAUUGUCGCCUAUUUUGGGACUUGUCAAGAACUUUAAUAACAGUCCCUUUGCUAUUGCUUUAUUCUGUGGCUCUCAUAAACCUGCUCCUUUAUCUCAGUUUUUUGAAACAUUCAUUGAAGAACUUCAAAUGUUACUAGAGUGCGGUUUUAAUAUUGAUGAACAUAAAUACUCAGUUGAAAUUGACAGCUUUAUAUUCGAUGCACGAGCACGUGCAUAUAUUAAAUGCGUUAAAUCGCACAGUGGAUACUCCUCUUGUGAUAAAUGCACAAUUUCUGGGGAAUAUUUAAAUCGGUCUGUUGUUUUUAGAGGUACAGCGCCCAAAAGAACAGACCUAUAA